Molecule: messenger RNA, 4039 nt
Organism: Orycteropus afer afer
Lineage: Eukaryota; Metazoa; Chordata; Mammalia; Tubulidentata; Orycteropodidae
Gene: NTRK2
Product: neurotrophic receptor tyrosine kinase 2
Biological process (GO): cellular response to brain-derived neurotrophic factor stimulus; multicellular organism development; positive regulation of kinase activity
Cellular component (GO): axon; plasma membrane; signaling receptor complex
Molecular function (GO): ATP binding; brain-derived neurotrophic factor binding; brain-derived neurotrophic factor receptor activity
Source: RefSeq, a predicted model, not a curated record
GAGCAGGAGCUCGCUCGCUCCUUCACUCGCGCUCUUCGCGGCUCAGUCAGUUUCUGGCGGCGGGAGGAGCCUGGACCCAGGCGCCGCCGGCGGGCGGGAGGCGCCGGAGCCUGGCCUCGAGGUGUGUCCGGGAUUCCCUUGCGCAUUUAACCAGGAGCCUGCGCCCCAGUGAGUCCCGGGAGCGCCGCCGGCCGGUGCCCAGCGCGCCAGGCCAUGCAGCGGCGGCCGCGGCGAAGCUCGGAGCGGCGGUAGCGCCCCCUGUGUGGCGGCCCGCGAUGCCCCAGCCACUGUGAACUGUGCCACUCUCAGCCCGGGAGACGCUCGGCUCUGCGCGCCUGCUACCAGUACCGAGGAAUCGAGGGACCAGCGCACACGGGGGAAGGCCGCCAGGAGCUGGCAGAGGAGGCCGACCGGUGCAGGGCGGGGACACCACUCGGGCUGACUCGGACUGGCACUGGCGGCUAGGGAUGUCGUCCUGGACAAGGUGGCAUGUCCCCGCCAUGGCGCGGCUCUGGGGCUUCUGCUGGCUGGUAGUAGGCUUGUGGAGGGCUGCGCUCGCCUGCCCUACGUCCUGCAAAUGCAGCACCUCUCGGAUCUGGUGCAGCGACCCUUCUCCGGGUAUCGUGGCGUUUCCAAGGUUGGAGCUUAACAGUGCAGACCCUGAGAAUAUCACCGAAAUUUACAUAGCAAAUCAGAAAAGGUUAGAAAUCAUCAAUGAAGAUGAUGUUGAAGCUUACGUGGGACUGAAAAAUCUGACCAUUGUGGAUUCUGGAUUAAAAUUUGUGGCUCAUAAAGCAUUUCUGAAAAACAGCAACCUACAGCAUAUCAAUUUCACCCGAAAUAAACUGACAAGUUUGUCUAGGAAACAUUUCCGUCACCUUGACUUGUCUGAGCUGAUUUUGGUGGGCAAUCCAUUUACCUGCUCCUGUGACAUUAUGUGGAUCAAGACUCUCCAGCAGGCUAAAUCCAGUCCAGAAACUCAGGAUUUGUACUGCCUAAAUGAAAGCAGCAAGAAUAUUCCCCUGGCAAACCUGCAGAUCCCCAAUUGUGGCUUGCCAUCAGCAAAUUUGGCCGCACCUAACCUCACUGUGGAGGAAGGAAAGUCUAUCACGUUAUCUUGUAGCGUUGCAGGUGAUCCGAUUCCUAAUAUAUACUGGGAUGUCGGUAAUCUGGUUUCCAAACAUCUGAAUGAAACAAGCCACACACAGGGCUCCUUAAGGAUAACUAACGUUUCAUCUGAUGACAGUGGAAAGCAAAUCUCUUGUGUGGCAGAAAAUAUUGUAGGAGAAGAUCAAGAUUCUGUCAACCUCACUGUGCAUUUUGCACCAACUAUCACAUUUCUCGAAUCUCCAACCUCAGACCACCACUGGUGCAUUCCAUUCACUGUGAAAGGCAACCCCAAACCAGCGCUUCAGUGGUUCUAUAACGGGGCAAUAUUGAAUGAGUCCAAAUACAUCUGUACUAAAAUACAUGUUACCAAUCACACGGAGUACCAUGGUUGCCUCCAGCUGGAUAAUCCCACUCACAUGAACAAUGGGGACUACACUCUGAUUGCCAAGAAUGACUAUGGGAAGGAUGAGAGACAGAUUUCUGCUCACUUCAUGGGCUGGCCUGGAAUUGAUGAUGGUGCAAACCCAAAUUAUCCUGAUGUAAUUUAUGAAGAUUAUGGAACUGCAGCGAAUGAUAUUGGGGACACCACAAACAGAAGUAAUGGAAUCCCUUCCACAGAUGUGGCUGACAAGGCUGGUCGGGAACAUCUCUCGGUUUACGCUGUGGUGGUAAUUGCAUCUGUGGUGGGAUUUUGUCUGCUGGUAAUGCUGUUUCUGCUUAAGUUAGCAAGACAUUCCAAGUUUGGCAUGAAAGAUUUCUCAUGGUUUGGAUUUGGGAAAGUAAAAUCAAGACAAGGUGUUGGCCCAGCUUCAGUUAUCAGUAAUGAUGAUGACUCAGCCAGCCCACUCCACCACAUCUCCAAUGGGAGUAACACUCCAUCUUCUUCAGAGGGCGGCCCUGAUGCCGUCAUUAUUGGAAUGACCAAGAUUCCUGUCAUUGAAAAUCCCCAGUACUUUGGCAUCACCAACAGUCAGCUCAAGCCAGACACAUUUGUUCAGCACAUCAAGCGCCAUAAUAUUGUUCUGAAAAGGGAGCUAGGAGAAGGAGCCUUUGGAAAAGUUUUCCUAGCUGAAUGCUAUAACCUCUGUCCUGAGCAGGACAAGAUCUUGGUGGCAGUGAAGACCCUGAAGGAUGCCAGUGACAAUGCGCGCAAAGACUUCCACCGUGAGGCGGAGCUGCUGACCAACCUCCAGCAUGAGCACAUCGUCAAGUUCUAUGGUGUCUGUGUGGAGGGUGACCCGCUCAUCAUGGUCUUUGAGUACAUGAAGCAUGGAGACCUUAACAAGUUCCUCAGGGCACACGGGCCUGAUGCGGUGCUGAUGGCUGAAGGCAACCCACCAACGGAGCUGACGCAGUCGCAGAUGCUGCACAUUGCCCAGCAGAUUGCAGCAGGCAUGGUCUACCUGGCCUCCCAGCACUUCGUGCACCGAGACCUGGCCACGCGGAAUUGCCUGGUUGGGGAGAACCUCCUUGUGAAAAUCGGGGACUUUGGAAUGUCCCGGGAUGUGUACAGCACCGACUACUACAGGGUCGGUGGCCACACGAUGUUGCCCAUUCGUUGGAUGCCUCCAGAGAGCAUCAUGUACAGGAAAUUUACCACAGAGAGUGAUGUCUGGAGUCUAGGGGUUGUGUUGUGGGAGAUCUUCACAUACGGCAAACAGCCUUGGUACCAGCUAUCAAAUAAUGAGGUGAUCGAAUGCAUUACUCAGGGCCGUGUCCUACAGCGACCUCGAACGUGCCCCCAGGAGGUAUAUGAGCUGAUGCUGGGGUGCUGGCAGCGAGAACCUCACAUGCGGAAGAACAUCAAGGGCAUCCACACCCUCCUCCAGAACUUGGCCAAGGCGUCUCCGGUCUACCUGGACAUUCUAGGCUAGUGCCCUUUCUCCUCGACCGAUCCUUCCCAACACACCUCCUCAGACGGGCAAGAGGAUGGACGUCUUUUAACUGCCGCUGGAUGCUAUCAAAAUGCUGUUCUUAACUCUGACAGUAUUAACAACAAAGACACUGAGACGCUUUCAGAGGGAAGCAAUGUGUACUUCUCCAUCUGUAGACACAGUCUUGACUUCUUUUUGGCAUUCUCUCUUCUCUCUUUCCAUCUCCCUUGGUUCUUCCCCCAGUUUUUGUUUUAUUAUUAUUAUUAUUAUUUUGUCUUCCCUGCUUCUCAGUCCUUACCUUUUCUUUUUACUCAAUCUGGCUUCUGCAUCACUAUUAACUCUGCAUAGACAAAGGCCUUAACAAACCUAAUUUGUUAUAUCAGCAGACACUCCAGUUUGCCCACCACAACUAACAAUGCCUUGUUGUAUUCCUGCCUUUGAUGUGGAUGAAAAAAGGGAAAACAAAUAUUUGACUCAAACUUUGUCAUUUCUGCUGUACAGACACCGGGAGUUUCUAUGGAUUCACUUCUAUUUAUUUAUUAUUAUUACUGUUCUUAUUGUUUUUGGAUGGCUUAAACCUGUGUAUGAAAAAGGAAAACAUGUAUUCAAUCUGGGAAGCCUUUAUCUAUGGGAGAUUAAAAACAGAGAGAAAGAAGAUUUAUUAUUAACCACAGUAUGGGAAGAACAAAGAUGACCUUUGGGAUCGGCUGGUGUCAGUCCCAAUUUAGGAAAAACCCAGCAACUAUUAGCCGGAAGGAACAUAUUCAGCACCUUCCCCCAAGAACCUUUCUGAGGAGUGAAGAGACUGUUGAACUCUGUGCCAUGGGACUAUUCUUUUCCCAUCACCAAAAGCACCAUAGUGUAGGAAAAAGAAAAGAUGGUGUCAGUGAGGCACAAGAUGUUGCCUCAUAGGUUCAGAUACAGUCUUGUAUCUGUAGGUUGUGGUGAUAACACAGGGUUGUAUUUCAAGUGUUAUCUACCCAGCCUUUGGCACAUUAGGCUGAAAAUAGGUGGAUUCUUGUCCAGAGAUAAUUUCAGGAUCAGGUGUGAAAACC